Molecule: messenger RNA, 4860 nt
Organism: Brassica rapa (field mustard)
Lineage: Eukaryota; Viridiplantae; Streptophyta; Magnoliopsida; Brassicales; Brassicaceae
Product: F-box protein At1g52495
Molecular function (GO): protein binding
Source: RefSeq, a predicted model, not a curated record
UUCCUGGAUGUGAAUGCUUUCCCGACACAAAAGCUCGUAUCCUUGGUACUAAAUCUGAUUACAUGCCUCCCAUUCUUACAACCUAAGCUAUGUGGCAAUGUCUAGAGAUCGGUCUUCUCCCAUGUUAAGUGUUUGCAAAAGGACAAGAAAGACAGUCACCGGAGAUUUGUGUCUUCCUUUGGAUAUAAUAGUGGAGAUACUCAAGAAACUCCCGACAAAGUCACUUGUGAGGUUCCGAAGCGUCUCCAAGCAAUGGUCAACCAUAAUCAGCAGCGACAGAGACUUGAUCGAGUCUAUAGUCACUCGCUCUCUCAGACAUCCGCUCCUGAAGCUUCCUGUCUUCAUCUUCCACCAUUGUGUGCCUGAAACGUUCUUUACUGUUUCCCCUGUUUUCUCUCCGACCACCACCGACCAUGUAGUAACUAUCCCUCGACCAAGCCGUCCCUGCACCUUCCACUAUCAAUACUCCCGAGGCUUGAUAUGUUUCUCUUCUUUCGAAUCUCAUUUGGUUACCAUAUACAACCCUACCACCAGGCAGGUUUUUCCGUUACCCGAGAUCCAAGCCCCAACAAGGUCCGGAUUGAGUUCAUGCUUCUUUGGCUACGACCCUAUCACGAAUCAAUACAAAGUCUUGUCCAUUAUUUUCGACUGUGACGAGCGGAAGCAAACUUAUCAUGUUUUCACAUUGGGAUGUCAGCAAUCUUGGAGGAAAGUGAAAGGCAUUGAUGAAGAUUCCUAUCCAAACGAUUACAGUGUAUGCAUCGACGGGACUAUCUACUACAGCGCAUACAGAAAACCUCGUGAGACUAUUUUGCUGAGUUUCGACCUUAGGUCCGAAAGAUUUGAUCGCGUCUUGGUUCCACAAGCAUUAUCAAAAGCAUUGUUGGCUCGUAUUAAUCAUCAACGUCUGGUAAACCACCUAGGUAAGUUGGGAUGCAUAUGUUGUAACGACGGCGACACAAGUAUCUGGAUUAUGGAUGAUGCCAAAAAACAAGAAUGGUCGAGAACAAUCCUUUGCUUGCCAAACUACCCAGUGAAGUUGUUAGGAGCUGAUGUGGAUACCUUCUCUGGUGCCACCCCUGCUGGAGAGAUUUAUGCAACUCAAUGCAACUAUUUCUUUAAUAAGUCAUUGUAUGUUUACUACUAUGACAUGAACCAAAACAGCUUUAGAAGAGUUCAUAUCGAAGGUGGUGUUCGCGAUAAAACAAAGAAGCGUAGGUAUUGUGUUGAAGUAUUUGCGAUUCAUGAUCAUGUCGAGAAUAUAGUGUCGUUGUAACAAUUUUCUUUUGUAUUUACUUAUUCUCAGUUACUUAAGUGUUAUAUAUGACGACCCACUGCUUUUAUGCUUUGCAAGUGCAGUUUGGCUGGCGACCAUCUAUAUAUAUUUGGAUUCUUUUCCUCUUAUCAUGAGAGUUGUGUGUCAUUCUUCACCCUAAGAAUUAGGCAUGGACAUAAAAAACUGAAACACGAAUCCAAACCUGAAACGUCACAGAAUACAGAAAGGAAAAAUUAUAACCUUCCAGAUGCACUUUUGCUCAUUCCAUUUCAUAAAUGUGUUCAUUGCAAAAUAUAUGAAAACAGAUAAAGAUAUGUGCAUAUGAAAACAGAUAGAGAAAAUCAAAUUAUUCACCCACCUGCGUCUGGUAGAUCCAAAUACCCAAGGUUCCAGAAUGCAAACUCGCUAGAAUCCUGCAAGAUAAUAUUGUAUGAGGUUCCAAUCAAGAACAGCAUAACACAAAAGGUCAAAAAAACUAUAAAAGCAACGAAAAUGCUGCAACUCUCCAUAAAAUUUAAGGAUACCAAGAAAAUUGACGAAAACAAAAUAUGAAUAAACAUGAAACAAAGAUGCAGAAAAGCAAAAUCAGAGGCUUGAAAUUACCAUGGUUCUGUAGGAUGCAGAUCCACACAGUUCACUCUCUCGGACUUUUGAGCAAAUUUUUUCUGAUCCAGGAAAACAAAAAACAGCACAAAUUGAAAAGUUAAACACAGCAUAAAACAGAGAGAGUUAUCCAAAAGAAAUCUCAAAACUACAAGAUGAAUAUAGCAAAACAAUACCUUGAUCUCGAGUCUUAGAGCCUGUUUGUUUCAACAAAACAAAAACGAAAGAAAGAAAGAAACCAGUAGUCAGUCAUUACUCAAAUAUGGUGAAUAAAAAAACACAAAGAAACUUCACCAAAACCUCUUCAACAGAAUCAACAAUGGAACAACCAAACAAAUCAUACACAGAACAGCUAAAAAGCCUAAAACCUAAUACAAAGCGCAAGCAAAUUCGUAUGCACCCAAGCGCAAAAAAAAAAAAAGAAAAAAGAAAAUUACAGAUAUUUUCAAAAUGAAACCGCCAUGAUUCUUAAAUCAACUCCACAACUCCAACAAUGUACACAUUUAUACAAAACCGAAUGGACGAAUUGUACCAAACCGAAAAUAUCUGACUCGAUUUUUUUAAUCAAAUUAUUGUUUUUGAUAAGGUGUAUAAGUAUUUGAGUAAUAAAAAUGGACUGGACUUUAAUUUGAUAAAAAAAAAUUCAAUUGAUAUCAAGUCAGAUAUUUUCGGUUUGGUAUAAGUGAUUUCAGGUCAGAUAUUUUCGGUUUGAUAAAAAAUCAAGUGAAUUUUUUUCGAUCAGUAACAGAGUAAGAUGUAUUGAUAUCACUUGAUUUUGUCUCCCAUUUUCUCAGCUACAAAAGGCCAACUCAUCAAAUCACUGGUUGUGAUCUACUAAGCUUCAUACGCUCCUCUUCCCACCAUUGUUUUCUAUUGAAACUGAGUCUUUUUUUCUCUUCAGCAAGUUUGAUCCUUCUCCUAAUGAGAUCUUCCAUGAUCAAGCAGCUAACCUCUCACGCUGAGAACUACUUCAUAGACUGUUGCACCACGCUCUCUCCAUCCUCCAUCGAGAUAUUCAAACAAAAACGACUCAGCUGAGAAGGCAACUUUCUCGUUCUCUUCUCCUGUCUCUGUGGAAACCUCCUGCUUUGAAGGAAACCCACUACCUUCACUCUUCUUGACAAUGGAAGAUCCAGUAGCGCCGAAACGGAAGGAUUAUUUCGGUUUGAAAGGCCAAAGCCGAAGAGAGAUACAGAACUAGUUGAACCGUCCUUACAAACCACACCGAAUGAGAAUAAAGAACCAGAGGCCUCUGUACUGGCGAGUCCGGUGAAUGCGUUUUUGCUGCUUGAACGCUGUUGGUCGGAACUGUAAUCAUGAAUAACUUUUUCAUCAGAUGUCUUUCCACAUUGAUUACCAUUAUCCUCAUCUUUAGCUUUUCGGUAUCUUUGACAUCAAUCUUCCUUCGUUUUUCCUCUCUAGAAACACAUGUAAAUUGAUUCAAUGACUGUUAAAUAUAUAGGAAUUUUUUAAUAUUUCAACUUUUCUUCUUGAAAAAUGAACUUUUUGUUUUAUAUGUUAUGUUCAAUAUAACAUAUAUAUAUAUCAUGCUUCAGUUAAAUCAACGAAUCAACUUCUACUAAAUCCUAGGCUUCACAUUUUACAAGUGUUGCUUGAACAUGAAUAUUACAUGCAUUAAGAAGAACAAUCAGAUGAAAUUGAAGUACUUGUAAUAAAGAACAAAAACAUGUAACAAUAUAUGAAUCUCCCUCGGUGCAAAAGAAACGACAAUAUAGGACACUAGCCACACUACCAAUUCUCUCGACUCUCUUUUCAUCUAAAUCCUCCCCACAAAAAAAAAACUUAGUCCAAAAAACAGAAUUUUUAUUACAAAUGGAUUCAAAUACUUGAAUGAAUGUGGUUCAAGAAAGAAAGAACGUUGCCACCUCUCCAUAACAGCCAUUCCCAUAAACUGUAAUCUCUACUGACGCGGUGUAAGCACUGCAACAAAACACACAAACAAACCAUAAAGAUCAUUAAGUUACAAAAGAAAAAAACUAUAGAAGAACAGACACGACCGGAUACAACUUGGUAUCAUGUUUCAAGAACCUAAGUCAGGUCGUAGAUACAACUUGGUAUCAUUCCUAAAGAAAAUGCAUUAUCAUAUGGGGAAUCAAAUUAAUCACCAGAAGACAAAAAAUUUCAGAAAGGAUGUUGCACCUUUGUGUAUCUAUACUAUAUUAAAAGGGAUAUAUGAGCUCCAUUGAGCCUAUCCACGUCAGCCAAUUAAAUCAACCAAUCAUACAGUUUUAAUGAUCCACGUCAUCAUCAUCACCACGACUUAUCUCCUCCCUCCUCCUUCAAUUAAUCAUCGUCUCUAUGAUCACUCACGCUUCAGCUUCUCCUAUAUUCUAUAUACAAGCUUUUUUUUUUUGGUUCUGCGACACUGGUCUGUGGUCUCAACUUCACCCGCCUUCGUCUCCAUGGACGGAUCGAAGGAAACGUCAACAAGCUCUGUGAUCAAUUCAAGAAAUCUUCUCGGAUAAAAGUUGAAUCUAGAAAUUCCAACACGAAGAAGAGAAGAUCUUCGCCGUUCUUUUUUGUUACAGAUCUAAAUCAUUUUUAAUUCUUUGGAUCUCUAUCUUCCUCAAUCACCACCACCACCACACGACGACCACCCGUUUGUUUUCGUCGUCCCAGCAUCACCACCACCACCACCACACGACCGUUCGUUCGCCGUCCCAGCAUCACCACCACCACCACCACACAACCACGGUUAGAACUCAUCUCUCUCUCUCUCUCUCUCUCUCUCUCUCUCUCUCUGUUAUGAACGGUAUUAUUUGUUUUAGGGGUGGAGGAAGCAAGGCAAGGCAGGUAUGGUGGCUGGAGGAGGCAGAUGACGGCUUCAGAUUCAGGAAGAGGAAGCUGACGGCGAGUUAGUGAAGAGGCGACGAGAUUAGGUCUAGAUGGAUGUGACGUUUGCCUCCUCUCUGCAACUUGCCUUUCAAAUCCCAGGAUGAAGAAGAAGAAUCGUGGCUGGA